This is a messenger RNA of Gekko japonicus, 381 nucleotides long. RefSeq names its product pituitary adenylate cyclase-activating polypeptide type I receptor-like. Gene Ontology annotation, cellular component: neuron projection; plasma membrane. The record is from RefSeq and is a predicted model, not a curated record. The transcript is spliced from 4 exons. Gene Ontology annotation, molecular function: peptide hormone binding; G protein-coupled peptide receptor activity. NCBI's taxonomy places the organism in Eukaryota, Metazoa, Chordata, Lepidosauria, Squamata, Gekkonidae. The annotation marks the transcript as partial. Gene Ontology annotation, biological process: adenylate cyclase-modulating G protein-coupled receptor signaling pathway; cell surface receptor signaling pathway.
GUGGAAUGUAAAGCGGUGAUGGUCUUCUUCCACUACUGUGUCAUGUCCAACUAUUUCUGGCUCUUCAUUGAGGGCUUGUACCUUUUCACCUUGCUGGUGCAGACGUUCUUUCCGGAGAAGAGAUACUUCUACUGGUACACCAUCAUCGGCUGGGGGACUCCUACCAUUAAGGUCACCAUCUGGGCUGUCCUGAGGCUUCACUUUGACGAUGUCGGCUGCUGGGACAUCAAUGUCAACACGGCCUUAUGGUGGGUGAUCAAAGGCCCCGUGGUUGCAUCAAUAAUGAUCAACUUCUUGCUUUUCAUUGGGAUCAUUAUCAUAUUGGUACAGAAGCUCCAGUCGCCCGAUAUCGGAGGCAACGAGUCCAGCAUUUACUUGUAA